AAAAGAAGAGGGGAUGCCACACAUGGCCUUGUCCCAACUUUGUUGAGAUGUAUUGAUGCCAUGAAAUUUAAUAUCACCUUAUUUUUCCCUCAAAAUGAUAUAUUUUCUCAGUUUAAACAUUUGAUAUGCCAUCAAUGUUGUAUUCUGAAUAAAAUAUUGAAAUUUGAAACUUCCACAUCAUUGCAUUCAGUUUUUAUUCACAAUUUGUACAGUGUCCCAACUUUUUUGGAAUCGGGUUUGUAUAAUACAAUUAAUGCAAUAUGGCUACUUCAAUAUAAUUGUAGUCGUGUUUGUUAAGUGCGAAUGAUGGUAGACCAGGGCUGGGUGCAGUUCACAGUCUUUAAUGAAAAAAGUAAAUAGUCCUCACAGAGAAACGAGAACACAAAUAACUGGCGUUAAACGGAGCCAAAACCGAAAUAGCCAGACGACUGGAACCAAGGAAAUCUGCAAACUUUCCACGAGGACAGAGGCAGGGACCCCGAGAUGCAUUCAGCCGGUCAGUAAUAAUGAAGACAGCAGUCAGGGUGAACAGCCAAGGGCGAGCACAGAACAGGAUCAGACGGGACAGGACAGGACAGGUGAACAAACGUAUCUUCACGAAAGGUCAUUGAAUAAUCCGACAACAAGACAGGGCAAGGAAGAGGGAAUAAGAAGCAGAGACAAUCAAGAGGAAAAAAGGGGCAGAUUCACCACAACCUCUCAUUCUUAAACCCACUGAUCUGAAAGAAGUGAUGGAGGAAAUAACAGUCAAUCUGAGCUGCUCUGCUGAAGCCCCCUGCCCCAAACAACCUCCUACAAUAUCCUGGUCCAACAUCCCUCAAUCUGCCAACAUUACAACACAGUUACAGGAGAAACCUGAUAAAACCCAGUCAGUGUUUUCACACAUGACCUUCAAAGCUUCAUACAUGGAUCAUAGAAAGAACAUCUCCUGCACUGCUACAUAUCCAAGAAAUACAUCUAAUGACUCAACUGUGGAGACCACCAUGAUGCUACAAGUCCUGUUUUCUCCAAAAGAAACUUGCAUCACCAUCGAUCCAUCUGCUUCAAUCUCUGUUGGCACUAAUGUGACUUUGACAUGCAAAAGCAAAGCCAAUCCAUCAAAAAACAUGAACUACACCUGGUACAAACGUGGACAGGAGAACCAGCUGGAUUUUGGAGAACAACUGACCUUUACUGUACAUAGGAAGAGUGGAGGCUGGUACUUCUGCACAGCAAAGAAUGAACAUGGUAAUCAGAAGUCAGAAGAGAUCCAGCUGAUUGUGGCAGUAGGAGUUUCAGCAUUUCUGUUGACAUUUCUUCUGAUAACACUUUUCCUCAGAGUGCAAAGAGUAAAGGCAAUCACUAUUAAGGAAACUGAUGUCUCAGAUCAGGGUCAGGAAAAACAAGUGCAGAUCAGCUCCAUUUAUACUAAUGGUGCUUUUGUGUCAGAUGAAGAGCUGGAGAUGCCAAAGGAUGAGAAUGACAAAGUCCACUCUGGAGAGAUUGACUUCUCCACUCCCCAAACCAAAAGUACCACAGUGAAGAGCUCAUGACAAGAGACGAUAGAUGAGAUGGAGAUGGAGAUGGAGAUGAACCAGGAUUGAUUUAGAAUAAAUGGCUUGAGUGAACUGUGUAAAUGUAGCAUGCUUUAUUGGCUUGGCUUAUAUAUGUGUGUGUGUUUGUGUGUGUGUUCUUGUAUACAUGGUUUGUGAGGUGUCAGUCUGUUAGUUUCAAUUUUCAUGGACUUUCAGUUUGUCACAUGUUUCACACUUCCUGUGUCCUCUUAAACCAAAUGGCUUAAAAAACAUGCUAAACUGUAUUUUUUUUUUUUAAAUUAAAAAAAUGCAGACAGUUUUCUAUGGUGGGUUUAGGGGUAGGUGUAGUGUAGGGGUAUAGAAUGUACAGUUUGUACAGUAUAAAAACCAUUACAUCUCUGGAGAGUCCCCGUAAACCACAUAUACAAAUAUGUGUCAGAGAUGUUCACAAGUCCCUGCGGUCAAGUCCAAGUCAAGUCUCAAGUCUUUGAGGACCAGGUCAAGUCAAGUCCAAGUCAAGUCUCAAGUCUUUAGGGGUCCAAGUCAAGUCUCAAGUCAAAUCUUUGUUCUAUUUUAUUUUUUU
Megalobrama amblycephala (Wuchang bream) is the source of this 2097-nucleotide messenger RNA. RefSeq names its product B-cell receptor CD22-like. The transcript has 7 exons. The coding region runs from base 732 to 1532 and encodes 266 amino acids. NCBI's taxonomy places the organism in Eukaryota, Metazoa, Chordata, Actinopteri, Cypriniformes, Xenocyprididae. The record is from RefSeq and is a predicted model, not a curated record.